GAGUAGGAAUCUCAAGCACUGAACACGUAGUACGCAAGUAUGGAGAAUAUUCUAAUUUUCUUUUUAUUUUCUGUAUUUCUGUUUGGACAUAUUCAAUCCGAAAGUUUUAAUUUGUUAAAAUAUUACGAAAAUUCGGUGGAUGCUCUUAUUUCUGAUGGACUAAAAGAUACAAAAUAUUGUCAAUCAAUUUUGUUACCCACAGAACACAUAUUGAAAAAAACGCUAGACUCAACGUUUGUCAAAUCAAAAAGUGGUGCAGUGUUGAGUGAAGUUAAUCGUAUAGAUUUGUGUUGUCGUUCGCUUUAUAAAUGUAAUGCUCACAAAUACAACGAACUGAACCAAACCACUGCAUGGAACAGUGGAAUUCGCCACUGUGAAUGCGUUAAUUCGUUUAAAAUAUGCUUGAAGAGUCUAAAUACUUCAUUAUCAAAUAAAUUCGAUUUCAUUCACUCUAUAAAUACUACAAAAUGCUCUUCAAAUGAUCAUCCAAUCAUCAAGUGCACUGCAUUUGAAAAAUAUUCUGACAAAUUGUUGCAAUUAUCCAAAACUAUCAAUUCGAACAACAGAGAAAAAUACUUUAAACGUUGCAUUAAGUAUGAAUCGGACCAAAAUCGAGAAAAGCAAUUUCAAAUUUUCGAUAUGCCCUUCAAUGAAAACGAGAUGUUCACAACUAGAGUUUUUCUUUUAAAAGACCGUCAAUCAGUGUUAAAAGGAAUGAUUGUAGACAGUAAAAUUAUGGACGAAUUGGACAAACUCGACACGAACCAAAAAUUUAAAACCGAAAAAGAGGCCGCAAAAUUUGUUUUUAAGGUGAUGCAAAUCGUUUCAUCGAUCGGAUGCGAGGUUUUGGACACAUUUUUUGAAGAUAUGGGGUCGGGUAUUGAGGAAGUGAAAAAUCAUUACGAUGAAGAAGAACUCGAGGGAGGAUACACCAAAGUUCAGUUUGCCAUGAAGGUGACGGAAAUACUGAUCAAAGUGGCGUGUGAAAAUCUCAAUAUUAUCAAUGCCGGUAGCUCAAAACCACAACCAUUGCCAUUCCCAUUCAACUUCUAUGCUGGCAGCAACCCGAGCAUCAACAUUAACUGUCCACUGAACUAGGAAGAUGGAUCGCUGCGCUAGCCCAUUCGAAACAUUGAAUAAAUUGUUGAUUCGGAAAGCGUGCAAACUGCCAAACCAUUAAAUUUUCAAAAAUAGUUACAUUUAAUUAUAUUAGAAUUGUACAUGUAUAAUCUAGUAAAAACAAAAUAAAAUACAUUCUUUAUUCUAGAUAUACAAACACA
Messenger RNA from Sitodiplosis mosellana (orange wheat blossom midge), 1280 nucleotides. RefSeq lists its product as uncharacterized. The record is from RefSeq and is a predicted model, not a curated record. NCBI's taxonomy places the organism in Eukaryota, Metazoa, Arthropoda, Insecta, Diptera, Cecidomyiidae. Gene Ontology annotation, molecular function: A2-type glycerophospholipase activity. Gene Ontology annotation, biological process: arachidonate secretion; phospholipid metabolic process. Bases 40 to 1098 code for a protein of 352 amino acids. The transcript has 5 exons.